Annulohypoxylon truncatum is the source of this 1841-nucleotide messenger RNA. Its product is annotated as carbohydrate-binding module family 50 protein. Lineage: Eukaryota; Fungi; Ascomycota; Sordariomycetes; Xylariales; Hypoxylaceae. Bases 348 to 1268 code for a protein of 306 amino acids. The record is from RefSeq and is a predicted model, not a curated record. The transcript has a single exon.
GUAUCCGUAUUGCAGCUCUGACCCGACCAUCCACCACAAAUCAAAUCUCACCAUAAUAUGUGAGUCGAGUUCCAUGGGACUAAAACAACGGUUGCCGCGCUACAUAAUGAGGAGCCACUUAAUCGUCAAGGUAAGGGGCUGAAGAUGCCCACGUCAGCUGAAGCAUCACGCCAAAUAGCCGCCCUAAGCGGUGACUUUUAUUAUUCAGACAUUAAUACAUAUCUAUAUUUGCUUCCAUAUUCCAUCUUCCCCCAUUAAGCCUCUCGAUCAAACAGCAUUUCAGAACUAGCCUUAUCCUAUCCGUGACCAAAGCUAUCCAAAGCGACCGAAGACUGCUAUAAACAGGAAUGGACCCACGCUACGGCGGCGAAGCUUCUUCCUAUUAUGGCGAACAGCCUAAUCCUCAAUACCCCCAUAACGGUAACGGAGAUCGAUACGACGAACGUCAGCAUCAUUCAUCUUACCCGGGGCCCGGACCUGAAAAUGCCGGCCCGGAGGGAGACGGGGAGCGCGGUCUAAUGGGAGGGCUAGCUGGGGCUGCGGCCGGGGCAUACGGUGGCCACAAGAUGGGUCAUGGAGUUAUUGGAGCCAUAGGCGGUGCUGUGGCCGGCCAUAAGUUACAAGACUUCGUGCAUGACCGCAAGGAAAAGAAGGAAGAGGAAGAGAGGCUGCAACAUCAACUACACUCGGGACCACCACCACCAAGCUAUUCCCCGGGGCCGCAAUACUCACCUCAGCCUCAUCACGGAGGACAUCACUCCCCGGGCCAUGACCGGUCGAUAAAGAAUUACGCCGGAAAUUUCUCAUCUUCAUCUGACGACAUUCACUUGGAGGGUGACUACGACCUUUACGCUGCUUGCCGACGCCGAGACGGUGGUCGCCAGACCAGCUGUUUAAAUCUCAAUAAGAUACUUAGCAACGAAAACGGGCGCUUCAGUUGGGCGAAAGGUGGUUCUGGUGCCAGCAGCGUCACCGUUCAGCAAGGGGACACUCUGAUGGAUAUCGCGCGGCGCUUCAACUGCAGGGUCGAGGAUAUUGCGAGGACCAAUAACCUCAGUAACCCAGAUAUGAUUUACCCGGGGCAAAACCUGCAGGUACCCGGUCAAUCAACCGGCAACUUCAGUUCUACGGCAAGGGAUAUCCGUCUCAUUGAGAAUGGCCGCGUGCUCGAGGCGGAACUGAUGGACCUUGGAGGAAAUUGGCACAGGCAAAGGAUUGACUUGGACGAGUGCAUAGGAAAUGUGGAUGGAAAUCUCCGGUUGGUCUGAAGGCAUGGUAGAACGUUGUUCGACAGUAAAAAAGGCUCUGGGCGUCUAGGAUAUAAUCAAAUAAAUUUAGUUUAGCAGCUUCUACACGCCUACCUGCGAGGACUUUUUUGGUGAUUCCUUGUGUUCCUUGGCUAAUCUUUCAUAUGUUCUAUUUGGGUUGCAGUUAGAAAGGGACUUCAAGCAUGACAUGAAUCAUGUUGCAAAGUACAUGCCUCCACACCUACACAUAUUGCGCCUGGAAUCCCGUAGCUGUUCUGUUGUUAACACUAUAGAUACUGGAAUGAUGGUGUGUAUUAUGUGUUGGGUUUCUCUAUCGAAAUGAUGAUGAGCUUACUUACGUCUGAGGGAUGUAUAUCCUAUAUGCCUAUGGGUAUAAUAUAUAAAUGCACAGGACGCUUGGAGUACCAGUGUGUUACCUAGGUAGGUAGGCAGAACUAACCCCAUUGGAAAUUUUCGCCCAUGUCGUUUUUCGAUGAUUCUUCCUAUCCUCUAGGGCUGUCUGCAAUACGUAAAGGCCAUAGGUAUUGAACACUGUGGCUACCAUUGGAAGUCUAGUAGGAUUGGAGUUCGACC